AACAUUAACAAACAACAACGAAAUCAUGAAAUAGGAUAUACUCUCUGUUAUUAUUUGUAUUGUAUUUAUUACAUUAGCUAUUAAAUGUACUACGUCCGUUUUAUUUAUUUGUAUAAAGUCAGUAACAUGUCAGCAGUGGGCUGGUUCUUUAAAUCGCUGUGCUUCGUGUCUGUAGUGGUGACGUGUCUCUAAAGUUUCUCCUCCUCCCGGUUCUCAGUCACACAGUCAGUAGUGAGAUUUCUGCCCAGAUUUACACUGUAAAGGAGCACGAAGGAGGACAGUUGGGACAUCAUGGGUAUCAAAUUCCUGGAGGUGAUAAAGCCGUUCUGUGCAGUAUUGCCAGAAAUCCAAAAACCUGAAAGAAAGAUCCAGUUCAGAGAGAAGGUAUUAUGGACUGCCAUCACUCUCUUCAUCUUCCUGGUCUGUUGCCAGAUCCCCCUCUUUGGCAUCAUGUCGUCAGACUCUGCAGAUCCUUUCUACUGGAUGAGAGUCAUUCUGGCCUCAAACAGAGGUACCCUGAUGGAGCUCGGUAUCUCGCCUAUCGUCACCUCCGGCCUCAUCAUGCAGCUGCUGGCUGGAGCUAAGAUCAUUGAAGUCGGAGACACACCAAAGGACAGAGCGCUCUUCAAUGGAGCUCAGAAAUUGUUUGGAAUGAUCAUCACCAUCGGACAGGCCAUCGUGUAUGUGAUGACCGGCAUGUAUGGAGAUCCCUCUGAGAUGGGUGCAGGAAUCUGUCUGCUCAUCAUCAUUCAGCUGUUUGUAGCUGGGCUCAUCGUGCUGCUGCUCGACGAGUUGCUCCAAAAGGGCUACGGUCUCGGUUCAGGAAUCUCGUUGUUUAUUGCCACCAACAUCUGUGAGACAAUCGUGUGGAAGGCCUUCAGCCCCACAACGGUGAACACUGGAAGAGGUACGGAGUUUGAGGGAGCAAUCAUUGCCCUGUUCCAUCUGCUGGCCACUCGUACAGACAAAGUGCGAGCUUUGAGAGAAGGCUUCUACAGGCAGAACCUGCCCAACCUCUUGAACCUCAUCGCCACCGUGUUUGUCUUCGCUGUAGUCAUAUACUUUCAGGGAUUCAGAGUGGAUCUGCCCAUCAAGUCUGCUCGCUACCGUGGCCAGUACAACACCUACCCCAUCAAGCUGUUCUACACCUCCAACAUCCCCAUCAUCCUGCAGUCCGCCCUCGUCUCCAACCUGUAUGUCAUCUCCCAGAUGCUUUCCACACGCUUCAGUGGCAACUUCCUGGUCAAUCUGCUCGGUACCUGGUCUGAUGCUACGUCAGGUGGUCCAGCCCGGGCCUACCCUGUAGCCGGACUCUGUUACUACCUCUCUCCGCCGGAGUCGUUUGGUAAUGUUCUCGAUGACCCGGUCCACGCUGGCAUCUAUAUCGUCUUCAUGCUCGGAUCAUGUGCCUUUUUCUCCAAGACCUGGAUUGAAGUCUCUGGCUCCUCCGCUAAAGAUGUGGCGAAACAGCUGAAGGAGCAGCAGAUGGUGAUGAGGGGACACAGAGAAACCUCAAUGGUCCACGAGCUGAACAGGUACAUUCCUACAGCAGCUGCCUUUGGUGGACUGUGUAUCGGAGGUCUAUCAGUAAUGGCCGACUUCCUUGGAGCCAUUGGCUCUGGCACCGGUAUCCUGCUGGCCGUCACCAUCAUCUAUCAGUACUUUGAGAUCUUUGUGAAAGAACAGAGCGAAGUAGGCAGUAUGGGGGCUCUGCUGUUCUAGAAAAAGCCAACCUCAUCCCACCUUCUACCAACGUUUAUUAGGAUCACCAACUUUGCAUUUUGUUUACAUCUAUGUGAAGCUCCUGCAUCGUCAGCUCUCCACUUUCAGGAUGUUCGAGGAAUCUUCAGGAAUCUCAGCUAAAAUGGGACCUUGGGAGGUGGGGGGAGCUACACAGCUUGUUGCCCCUACCUGGUAUCUUCCAAAGUAACACAAAGACCGACAUUUUAGUUGUAUUUCAUCCGAUUUUCUAACUGACUCUACAUUAUACCUCCCCGAGAUUCAUUUGAAAGGCUUCCUUUGUGUAAGAGAUGAAGUCCUGCGGGAGUUUGGUCCUUUUUUUCAGACUGACAACAGAACGCUUCAGUAUGCCGGCAUACUCGACCGGAUGAUGGAGGGCAACUGACUGCUGUGUUCUGAAAAAUGCACCUGAUGUUCUGUUUGCUGUUAUCUUAGUUAAUACUUUUACUUUCAGCUUUAUUUUAUUUUCCCCUCCUGCCAAUUAUGUGAAGGUGUGGAACAGAAGCUGAACUGUCAAGUACUGUCGUUUUCCUGAUCAGUGACCCGGUGUUAUAGCUUUUAUUGGAACAGGGUCUUGUAAGAGGAGGAUGUGGAGCUCACAUUGGGGUCCGCCUGUCGCUGUUUUAAUGUAUGGCAUUCCCAGGGAGCUGCAGUAUUAACUCACAUGUCAUAUUCCUUUUUGGCUCCCACUUUUGCAAUUUUGUUUUGUUUUUUAAUUGUCUGCUUUCAGCACACUUGCAUCAAUCGCUUUUCCACACCUGAGAAAUACUAUGACUUUCUGUAUAUAGGCCACGCAUUGAAUGAUUUUGAAUUUGUCUUAAAUGUAAGAUAAAGUCUUUUGAAUAUGUAAACAACAAAAAAAGAUAAUGCAUUUCAGAACAAACCUUAUAGAAAAACAUUCUCAAUAAAAACCUUUUUGUGGAGAAAGG
Gymnodraco acuticeps is the source of this 2669-nucleotide messenger RNA. It is a transcript of the gene sec61a1a, whose product is annotated as SEC61 translocon subunit alpha 1. Lineage: Eukaryota; Metazoa; Chordata; Actinopteri; Perciformes; Bathydraconidae. Gene Ontology annotation, biological process: post-translational protein targeting to membrane, translocation; SRP-dependent cotranslational protein targeting to membrane, translocation. The transcript has 12 exons. Gene Ontology annotation, cellular component: membrane; Sec61 translocon complex. The record is from RefSeq and is a predicted model, not a curated record. The coding region runs from base 292 to 1722 and encodes 476 amino acids. Gene Ontology annotation, molecular function: ribosome binding; transmembrane protein transporter activity; signal sequence receptor activity.